CACGGCACGUGUGGCAAUUUACCGUCAAUGGAUAUAUAAAUAUCCGCAAGCUUGGCGUGCCAGUACUUAAAAUGUCAGCUUAAAAGUAAUAUAAUUAAGAGUAAUAGAACGUAAAAAUGGAUGAUAAGCGCCUUCCUUGUACUGCGUGACUCGUACAUAACUGCUGAACAGUCCCGACAAGCAGGAUGUUUGUUUUGGUUGAGAUGGUCGAUACUGUGAGGAUUCCUCCAUGGAACUUCCAGAGGCAGCUCAAUGAGGCUGUCACUGAGGAACUCAAUAAAAAAUUGGCCAACAAGGUGGUUUACAAUGUUGGACUGUGCAUCUGUCUUUAUGACAUUGUGAAGUUGGAGGACUCCUACAUAUUCCCUGGUGACGGUGCCUCUCACACAAAAGUCCAUUUCAGGUAUGUGGUGUUCCACCCGUUCUUGGAUGAGAUACUUGUGGGCAAAAUUAAAUACUGCAGCCAGGAGGGGGUACACGUCAGUCUUGGAUUUUUCGACGACAUAGUCAUUCCACCAGAAUCGUUACAACAGCCUGCUAAAUUUGAUGAGGCAGAGCAGGUAUGGGUGUGGGAGUACGAGACAGAUGAGGGAGCCCACGACCUCUACAUGGACCAGGGCGAGGAGAUCCGCUUCCGGGUUUCGGAUGAGCUCUUCCUGGACACCUCGCCCACGGGGCCGAGCACAGCCUCAGAGACGCCAGCAGCACCGGGGGCACCGGAGCCUGAGCAGAAGAAAGAGGCUCCAUACACGCUCGUAGGCUCUAUAAGUGAACCAGGCUUGGGUCUUCUGUCGUGGUGGAACAACUAGUUGGAGGGUUGAUGCCUCACAAAAGGACAAAUUGCCAUCCCUAGCCACUGAAUGAACCUUCUGCCCUCUUCAGCAGCUUCUAGUAUGAAUCAACCAAAAUCUGCUGCUGUUGCCCUAAUGGUUGUUACACAGUUGAAGGUACAUGUACAUGUAUGUAACAUAUGGUCAUAUUAUAUUUUCUAAUGAAAGCAAAACACUGUGUCUUUAGACUGCAGACAGUUACUCUCAAUCCACUAUCAGACUCCAUCAUUUCCUCUUUGGAACAUACUUGUUGCCGAAACUCACUUGACUUUUGUCUGAAAAAUCUAUUUUUAUUGGAAAAUUUGAAGAGGGCCAAUAAGAAGCAAGUUUCAGAUUCAUUCCUGUCUUACGCAUUUUGAUCAUCUCGAGAAUGUUAACUGUAUGUCUCUUCCGCACACGUCAGUGAUGGAUUUAACAAGUUGUGUGGAUGAACUUUGUAUUUGCAUAAUGUGUCUCGAAUUUAAUAAAUAUUGAAAUGCUGGUUUCCGUGAAGCCUUUUCA
This is a messenger RNA of Sardina pilchardus (European sardine), 1331 nucleotides long. It is a transcript of the gene polr3h, whose product is annotated as polymerase (RNA) III (DNA directed) polypeptide H. NCBI's taxonomy places the organism in Eukaryota, Metazoa, Chordata, Actinopteri, Clupeiformes, Clupeidae. Gene Ontology annotation, molecular function: DNA binding; DNA-directed RNA polymerase activity. The record is from RefSeq and is a predicted model, not a curated record. Gene Ontology annotation, biological process: transcription initiation at RNA polymerase III promoter; DNA-templated transcription. The transcript has 7 exons. Bases 186 to 809 code for a protein of 207 amino acids. Gene Ontology annotation, cellular component: RNA polymerase III complex.